This is a messenger RNA of Fusarium musae, 495 nucleotides long. RefSeq lists its product as uncharacterized. The coding region runs from base 1 to 495 and encodes 164 amino acids. The transcript has a single exon. The record is from RefSeq and is a predicted model, not a curated record. Lineage: Eukaryota; Fungi; Ascomycota; Sordariomycetes; Hypocreales; Nectriaceae.
AUGCUCGCCAAAGCCGUCCUUCUCGUCACAGUCGCAUGCAAUGCAUGGGCAUCACCCUACGUCGUCACCAACCCAGAAGAUCUAAAGAACGACUGGCACAGCAAUGACUACACCGGAACCCGCGGCAAGGACCAGAUGAUCCAUUGGCAGUUCACUCUCGAAGGCCACAACGCUGUCCCUGAUCCAGGCGACUUUUCAACCUUCUGCAAAGGCGUACAGAACGGGGAGCUGUGCGGCGAAACUUGCACCAAGCCCGGGGCCUUUGCGAAAUGCAAAAACGAAGCAUACGAGGCGCGUCAGUGGUUCAACGAUUAUGGCACUACCGUUGAAGUGCGUCGCACUACGUUCCCUGAUGCUGGGAAGAAGGUCAUUACCAGUGCUAUGGCCAACAUCACUGAGCAAGACGUGGUUGGCACGGUGCAUUACAAGCUGAAGUUUGGGGGUUUCCAGAAGCAAUUCAUUGACACAUUCAAUCCUCCGUCGACAAAGAUUUAG